CGAGGCGUCUGCCGCUCGGCCUUCUGGGAGUUGUAGUUCGUUUCCCAGCGCGGGCCCCUCACGCCCCGCCGCCCACGGGCCGUUUUGGAUCGUUUCCACGUUGCGGGCUUGGCGCGCCGGCCGAAGGAGAGGCUCCCGUCCCGCGAUGGCCGAAGCUGUCUUCCGGGCCCCAAAGUGGAAAAGGAGGGUCUUCGAGAGUUACGACUCUCCGUUCCCGCUGCCUUUCGGUCAGCGGGAUGGGAGCGAGCGACCUUUCCGAGUUUACCGGGCUGAAAUGAUCAACAAUCACGUCGUCGUGAGGCACGCGGAGGACAUCGAGCAGUUGUACAGGAAGGGCUAUUUUGGAAAAGGCAUUCUGUCCAGAGGUCGCCCGGAUUUCAGCAUUUCAGACCCUGCUCUGGUUGCCCGGUGGGAAGAUACCAGGUCAGGCCUGCCUUUACUCACAUCUCGAAAGUUUCAGCGGCGGGUGGCGUGGGCCGAGAGGGUCCUACGAGAGCAAGGCCAGGAGGACUCUUCGGCCCGGGCGAUCCUCGAGGAGUACACCAGGCCGCGAGGGGCCGGAGAGGCUCCCCCCGAUCCGGAGAUGGACCCCUCGCCUGACCCGUCGGCUCCACCCGCCCCAGCUGCUCGGGAACACGGUGGCCAGGCGGUGGGUGGCCGCGAGCCGGCCGAUAGCCGGGAACGGGCAGGUCCCGGGCCCGCCCGGAAGAGACAGCGCGAGGAGGAGUACGUGUUGGUUCAAGAGACGGCGAGUUCUCCGAGGGGCGAGGCAGAAACAACGGAAGGACAAUUGGGCAACAGAGACGAGCUCGUGUGCAGAAGAAAUCCAUUCAGGAUCUAUGAGUAUUUACAACUCAGCUUGGAGGAGGCGUUCUUCCUGGUCUAUGCCCUGGGAUGCCUAAGCAUCUCCUACGAGGAGGAGCCCCUGACCAUCAUGAAGCUCUGGGAAGUUUUUACCGUCCUACAGCCGACGUUCCGAGCAACGUACAUGGCGUACCAUCACUUCCGCAGCAAAGGCUGGGUGCCCAAAGUCGGGCUGAAGUACGGCACCGAUCUCCUGCUGUACCGCAAGGGCCCACCCUUUUACCACGCCAGCUACUCUGUCGUGGUGGAAUUAGUUGACGACCAGUUUGAAGGGUCCCCACGCAGGCCGUUCACUUGGAAGUCACUGGCUGGCUUGAAUCGAACAACGGCUAACGUCUCUAAGGAACUUAUGUUGUGCUAUCUGAUUAGACCAUCCACUAUGACUGAAAAAGAAAUGGAAUCGCCAGAGUGUCUGAAAAAGAUUAAAGUUCAGGAAUUGAUCUUAAGUCGCUGGGUCUCGUCCCGGGAGCGCUGUGACCAAGAUGAGCUCUAAGCGACACAGUGACGCGUCUUACCCGGCGCUUCGAAGAGCGCGUGGCACCUAGCGAGCGCUUAACAAAUACCCUCAUCAUCGUGUAACGGCGCUCAAUAAACAGAUAAAAGCCC
Tachyglossus aculeatus (Australian echidna) is the source of this 1470-nucleotide messenger RNA. RefSeq names its product tRNA splicing endonuclease subunit 2 (gene TSEN2). Gene Ontology annotation, molecular function: nucleic acid binding; tRNA-intron lyase activity. The transcript is spliced from 12 exons. Gene Ontology annotation, biological process: tRNA splicing, via endonucleolytic cleavage and ligation; tRNA-type intron splice site recognition and cleavage. NCBI's taxonomy places the organism in Eukaryota, Metazoa, Chordata, Mammalia, Monotremata, Tachyglossidae. Bases 146 to 1357 code for a protein of 403 amino acids. The record is from RefSeq and is a predicted model, not a curated record. Gene Ontology annotation, cellular component: tRNA-intron endonuclease complex.